Folsomia candida is the source of this 1411-nucleotide messenger RNA. Its product is annotated as histone H1. NCBI's taxonomy places the organism in Eukaryota, Metazoa, Arthropoda, Collembola, Entomobryomorpha, Isotomidae. The transcript has 3 exons. Bases 262 to 1218 code for a protein of 318 amino acids. The record is from RefSeq and is a predicted model, not a curated record.
AUUGGCUAAAAAAACAGACAUCACAAAUACUCGCAGUAUGAUGACAUCACUAAAAUAUACAGUUGCUAAACCAACCAACAUUGCAUUUUGAAGAAGAAAAUGAUGCACAAUUCUAAAAAAAAUUAAAAAUCAAAUUUUUUGUCGCGUCGAAAUUCGAUCCGAAUUUUGAUACUCCUCGAUCCACCCAGAAAUCCUUACUAGUAACUAAUUCACAACCACUCAACUUGAACAAUCUGACCCAGAAGGACUUGAUCGAUAGAAAUGUCGGAUUAUGAGGAUGACGAUGUUGACAUGGAGGAGGAAGAGGCCGUUCGACCCCCCAAAAUCUGCAAGUGUCCGCCAAGGGGAGGCGGCGGAGGGGGAGGAGGAGGACGUGGUAAAAAGGGGGCCAGCAAGAAAAGGAAGGGCGUCAAAGCUACCAAAAUGAAGAAAAAGAAGGUCGUGGCGACUAAAAAGAAGGUCCCAAAGACCAAUCUGGGGGGAAAGAAGAAAAAGAAAAAUAUUCGCCCCUCGUCAAAAUCCAAGUUGAAGAAGGCAAAGAAAGUGGCGUUGGCAGUUUUACGCAAAGGUAAAGGUAAAGGAGGUGGCGAUCGUCGUCGUCCAAAUUGCUUCAUCCUUUACUUCAUGGAAACUUGGAGGAACUUGAGAAAGGGUGGAAAGCCUGCAAACAUGUAUGACGUGGCGGUGCAAUGUGGAAAGAACUGGUGGAAACUUCCGGAAGAUGUCAAGGAGAAGUAUCGACAAAAAUAUUGCGCCAGUGUCAAGAGGUCGACAGUUUGUAAGAAGGGUGGUGGUGGCAAAGGAGCUGGACCCUCCAGGCCAACGUCGGGAACUAAGAAGCCGACCUCGGGAACUAAAAAGCCGACCUCGGGAACUAAGAAGCCGACCUCGGGAACUAAAAAGCCGACCUCGGGAACUAAAAAGCCGACCUCGGGAACUAAAAAGCCGACCUCGGGAACUAAAAAGCCGACCUCGGGAACUAAGAAGCCGACCUCGGGAACUAAAAAGCCGACCUCGGGGACCAAGAAGCCUACUGCAGGACCCUCUCGACCAAAGGACAAGAAGGCAAAGGACAAGAAGCCGAAAGAUAAGAAGUCGAACGACAAAAAGCCAAAGGACAAAAAGCCUAAUGACAAGAAGCCAAAGGUCAAGAAGCUUGACGACAAGAAGCCUGACGACAAGAAGCCCGGUGGAUCUGGACCUGCCCCUCCUUGCUAGUCAAGCUAUUCCAAGUUCCUUCCCAUUCUCAAGAACAAUCUUCUCAUAAUUUCGUCUUACACAAACCAUUAUCUUAACCACAAAACCACUUAAUACGAAUCAAUAGCCACUUAAUGAUGCAAAAACAGCCAAAUUAAUGUCGCACAUUGAUGAAAUUUGUAUAAUCAAAUGCAAUUUGUAGUAAAUAAAUCCA